AUGGAUAACGGCGGGGUCUUAGGGGCACUGGCGCCGGCGAUGGGCGAGGCGAGCACCACCAACCGGGCUCUCAAGCGCGAGCACUCCCCCGACAUCGAUCUCGGCUCCCUGGCCAAGCGCGCGCGGACCGCUGAAAGCGAGCCUGACGUCGGACCACCGAGUGCGCCGCCGCGUGCGCCCACACCCACGCUGCCCGCGCUGCACGAGCUCGAGAACGAGCGGCCCAUCGCACCCCGUGAUCUGCGCCGACGGCAGACAGCGCCCCUGCUCGACCUCAGCGUCCGCCUCGAGCAGCUCCCGUUCCACCAUCCCCCGCAAAUACCGACCCCCCGCGCCUCUCCCAGCCGCCCUCGUACCUUGACUCGCGCGCGCUCGAGGCAGAGUCUAUCUUUCACCGGCUCCUUCCCGAGUUCUACGCCGACGACGCCGCUCACACAUCUCACCUUCUUCGACCUGCCCCCGGCGCCGUCGGGCCGGAGCCUGACGCCGUCCGCCUUUUCGUACUCGUCUGACUUGGGACUGCAUACGCCGCGCUCGCUCACGCCGUUCUCGACGUCAUCUAUACCGUCUACGUCUUCGCAGCCGACGUUCCCUGAUACGUCGGCGAGGUAUCAUCUGCGGCCGUUGCCGCAGGCCAGCGCGAUCCCGUUCGCGCCUACUCCGGCUGACGAUCCUCUUGCGCAUCCUCUGGCAUGGACACAGACGGGCAUGCUGGCCUUUGGACGCGGCGCACGCGUACAUCUCAAACCACCAGCCGGCGAAACUAUAACGCUCGCGAAGCUAUCCGGUCUUCGUCUACUCUGCGCGGGCGAUGACAGGUCGCCGGAUACGCUCGCGCUCGCUUCGGCGUCGGGCACGAUCCAGAUCUGGGACGUGAAGGAGCGGAAGAUGGUCAGGGCGUGGAAGACACGACCCGUUACUGCGCUCGGGUGGGCGAACGGCGUGUUGGCCGUUGGCGGCGAGAAGGGCACAAUCAGACACUUUGAUGCGCGCGCUCCGGUUGUCGCUUCGGGCGCAUCUUCGUUGUCGAGCUCGUUGGGCUUGUCGACGGCUUCGGCGGUGGAGGGGAACGCGAUUAAGAAGGUUACGAGGCAUCAGGCGCGGAUUGGAGUGUUGAGCUGGAAUCAUGAUGGGAGGGUGUUGGCGAGUGGCGAUGCGGGCGGUGUUAUUCAUGCUUGGGAUAGUAGGAUGGCGGGGAAGGGUCCGUUGGAUGUUGGAGAGCAGAUCAUGCGGAAUAGGAGGAAGAUGGCGUGUGGUGGGCCUGUCAAGGCUUUGUCGUGGUGCCCUUGGUCCCUCAAGACUCUCGCAUCUGGCGAUGGGUCGGGAGUGGUACGGCUCUGGACGAUCAAUGAAGCGGCGCCCAAAUCACCUGCGAACAACAGCCUUUCGCUUGGCGCGCAGGUCACCUCUCUCGUAUGGUCAUCACAAUGCAAAGAGCUCUUGAGCACCCACGGCGCCGCCGUCGCAACGCCUUCCGCAGAUUCACCUUCGCCACCCUCCACACCGGAUCUCUCCUCGCUUAACUUCAACUCCAACUCAGACUGGGCGCCCAACUCGCCGACAUUCUCCGUCUCAUCCUUCAGCUCGACCUACCCCGCUUCGACGUCAUCGUCUGUAUACAACUCGACUCUCGGUCUGAACGGCGGCGCGAACGGGAACAACUCGAAUGUGGAGAAGGAGAGCUUGGAGGAUAGUGUUGCGGUGCACUCAUUUCCUGCGCUCGGCUUUGUGGCGAGCGCGCGGGUUGGGGCGAGUGUGAGGGGGAGCGCGUUGGCUCCGGGCGGUACGCGCGUUGCUAUCAGUGUUCCGGAUGAGAAGGUCAUCAAGUUCUUCGAUGUUUGGAGCAAGGCGCGCGUACGGGGAAGGGCGAGUAUGACGGAGGGCCCGUGUGGCAUCCGAUAG
Messenger RNA from Peniophora sp. CBMAI 1063, 1902 nucleotides. The record is from the annotation of a GenBank genome assembly. Lineage: Eukaryota; Fungi; Basidiomycota; Agaricomycetes; Russulales; Peniophoraceae.